AUGGCCAAAUCUACCACUCAAUUAACCGUCACCACCACAAUAGACAGUCAAGCAAGUGCAAAGUCGUUCCUAUCCAGACGAGAAAGACUGCGAUGGAGAAGAUACAAAUCUAGAAGCAAAUUUAUUCAUGAUUUUAUAAAUUUCAAAAACAAACUUUUAGGUAUAAAGGACCUUCCACCCAGUGAAUCAGGAAGAAUCAUCCCACUAAGCAUAAACCACAGCAAAGUGAAUAGCUACUAUCAAGACGAAUACUACGACACUAAACGAAAGGCCUUUAUUGAUGAAAGAAGCAAUGAACCUUAUGUGGAUAACAGAAUUACCUCAUCAAAGUACACAGUAUAUUCAUUCCUUCCUAAGCAAUUAAAGGCCCAGUUUUCCAAAAUUGCCAAUUGUUAUUUCAUGGUUGUGGCAAUUAUGCAGAUGAUCCCCGGUUGGUCCACUACCGGUCAUUUCACAACAAUUAUCCCCUUGUGUAUAUUCAUGUCGAUUUCGAUUGCGCGUGAAGGGUUUGAUGAUUGGAAAAGACACGGCCAUGACAAAGAAGAGAACAACAAAAGGACAAUUGUGAUUAAAGAAGAUGAAGAUUUGUCCAAUUUUGACACGCAGUCAAUCACAACAAUCAUGACGGAAACUGUUCCCUUGGACCAACAGGUUAAUACUCUGCCUAAUCUCGGUGGGAGAACUUCAUCCAACAAUUCAUGGUCUGAUUUGGAGGAAUUGUCAUUCACCAACAAGGAAGCAAUGAAGAAAUAUAACUUAAAACAAUAUCCCACCCUUUGGAAGAAUGUCGGAGUUGGGGACAUUUUACAAAUAAAUGAAAAUGACUGGCUCCCCGCUGAUGUAAUUAUAUUGUCCACCAGUGAAGGUGAAACUGCACCAGCUUAUGUGGAAACCAUGGCUCUCGAUGGAGAAACCAACCUUAAACCGAAAUUUGCUCAUCCAGAAUUGGCCAAGCGAGCAAAUACCGUGACUGGAUUGAAAAGUUUGCAAACAUUGGUAACUACUGAAGACCCCAACAGCAAUUUAUACAACUUUGAAGGGUCCUUCAAUCUCAAUGAUGAAACAUUUGCCCUUAGUUCAGAAAAUAUAGUGUACCGUGGGAGUAUUUUAAGAAACACAAGGUCUAUAUUGGGGUUGGUGGUUUUCACUGGUGAAGAAACAAAGAUUAGAAUGAACAAUAUCAAGAAUCCAAGAACCAAAGCACCUAAGUUGCAAAAGAAUAUCAAUUAUAUUGUUAUUUUCAUGGUUUGUGUCGUGAUAUUACUUUCUGCAUUUUCCACCAUGGCUCAACGAUUAUUAUAUGAAGAUAAUAGAGAGAAGGCAUGGUACUUGUUUGAACAGGAUGCUGGUGUCGCAGCAACAUUGAUGGGGUUUAUCAUUAUGUACAAUACCUUGAUUCCCUUAUCACUUUACGUUACUAUGGAAAUCAUCAAGGUUAUGCAAUUAUUGUUUCUACAAUUUGAUAUAGACAUGUACCAUGUUGAAUCAAAUACACCCGCCGACGGGAAAACAGCCACAAUCUUAGAAGAACUAGGACAAGUGUCAUAUAUAUUCAGUGACAAGACAGGAACUUUAACUGAUAAUCAGAUGGUGUUUCGGAAAUUCAGUGUUUGUGGUGUGAGUUGGUUACACGAUUUAGAUUUAAUGGUCAGUGAACGAAAUGAACCUAAUAGUGUUGAAACCGCUCCAUUGGCACCCAGAUUAAGUAUGCAUGCACCCAGGCAAAGAGAUGAACUGCCACAUAGAACAAGCACCACCUCUAUUGUAAGAGCAAGUAUGGAUUCUGUAGGAUCUUCCCAGUCUAACUGGACCAGUACCGCUCAACCCAACAAAGUCCAAGAUAGUGCUAUGAAUUCACUCCAGUUAUUGAGACAUAUCCAAACGCAUCCGCAAACAUUAUUUGCCAAGAAGGCAAAAUUCUUUUUGCUCAGUUUGGCAUUGUGUAAUACUUGUCUUCCCAAGAAAGACACAAAACGUACCUCAACGGAUUCAAUUUUCACGUUGAACAGUCAAACUGAUGCCAACGGUAACAGUGAAGUUGAAGAAGAUGGAGAUAUCACAUACCAGGCCGCCUCCCCUGAUGAACUUGCAUUAGUUGAAGCUGCCAGAGAUUUAGGGUUUGUUGUGUUUGACCGAGUUAACCAGAAGCUUGAAAUCAAGACGUAUCCCCAUGGAUUUGAUAACGAUCCUAAAGUUGAAGAGUAUCAAGUGUUGGAUGUUAUUGAGUUUACUUCAUCAAGAAAGAGAAUGUCUAUUGUGGUUAGAUUCCCUGAUGGUCGUAUCUGUUUGAUUUGUAAAGGUGCUGAUUCCAUCAUUAUCGAAAAAUUAAAGAAUAGCAAGAUGGCACAAGAAAAAGCUCGAGAAAUUUCAUUAAACUCAUCGGAAAGAAAGACUCAAGAAGCCGAUGUCAUUUUACAAUCCAAGUUUUCUCAAGAUGUCCAACACAUGUCUCCUUCGCGGAAAUCAGGAUUUUCAUUGAGGCAAAGUUUAGGAGGAACCGCUGCGGCAACAAACACCAAAAUGAAUAGCAUUAAUAACGCUCUUAUGGGAACUGAAGAUGAUGAAAUUGCCGACAUUGCCACCAGAGCUAGAAAAUCAUUACAUAUUCAACAAACAAAAAAGUAUAGUUUGGACCUAUACGAGAAUGAAGAAGUUCCUUCCACUCCUGUAUCCCUCAAAUCGGCCACUUCACUUCCAGCAAACCCAUUUACUCAGUUCAUACCCAAUGACAAGUUACUUGUUAAUGACGAGUUCAUAGUUGAGAAGAUAUUGGAACAUGUGGAGGAGUUUUCCACUGAGGGUUUACGUACUUUAUUAUAUUCCUUCAGAUGGUUGGAUAAAACCGAAUAUGAACAAUGGAGUAGAGAAUACAGCGAUGCCAAGAUUGCAUUGGCUGAUAGGGCAAAGUUAGUAGAGCGAGUAGGUGGGAAGAUUGAAACCGGAUUAGAAUUAAUUGGUGCAACAGCAAUUGAAGAUAAGUUGCAAGAAGGAGUUAGUGAAGCUAUCGUGAAGUUGCGUCGUGCUGGUAUCAAAUUAUGGAUGUUGACUGGUGACAAACGAGAAACGGCGAUCAAUAUUGGAUACUCGUGUCAAUUGAUUAAGGAUUACUCCACUGUGGUUGUUUUAUCCAUGGAUGAAGGUAAAGACGCUCUUAUUGAUCGGAUAACAUCUUCAUUGCUGCAAAUAAAGACAGGCUCAGUAGCACACAGUGUGUUGGUUAUCGAUGGUGGAACAUUGGCUAUUGUCGAGGCUGAUUCGACAUUAUUAACUUUAUUCCUUGAAUUGUGUAUUCAAGUCGAUUCCACAAUUUGCUGUCGUUGUUCCCCUUCCCAAAAGGCAAAUAUGGUCAGUGCAGUCAGAAACUUGAAUAAGAAAGCAGUUACUCUUGCCAUUGGAGAUGGUGCCAAUGACAUUGCCAUGAUUCAAAGUGCCGAUAUUGGUAUUGGGAUUACCGGUAAGGAAGGGUUGCAAGCUGCUAGAUCGGCUGAUUAUGCAAUUGCCCAAUUCAGAUUUCUUUUGAAGUUGCUUUUAGUCAAUGGGAGAUACAAUUAUGUGAGAACAUCCAAGUUUGUGUUGUGUACAUUUUACAAGGAGCUUUUGUUUUACUUGACGCAGUGCAUAUACCAAAGAAACACGUUGUUUUCUGGGUCAUCUAUGUAUGAAAGUUGGUCAUUGUCCAUGUUUAACACUUUAUUCACCUCAUUACCCGUGAUUUGUGUAGGUAUGUUUGAUAAAGAUUUAAAACCAGCUACUUUAUUGGCAGUUCCUGAAUUAUACAACAAGGGAAGAUUAUACCAAGGGUUUAAUUUGAAAAUAUUCGUUUCGUGGAUGGUAUUGGCAACAUUUCAAAGUGUUGGUGUGUCAUUUCUUGCUUAUUAUUCAUGGGGCUUUACGGCUCUUCGAGACAAUACCACGUUUGCUUUGGGCUCGAUGGUGUUUGCCGUUCUUGUUAUUAUUAUCAAUACAAAAUGUACUAUUAUAGAAAUGCAAAACAGACAAUGGUUGGCGUUUGCAUCAUUCAUCAUAUCCGUGGGCGGAUUUGGACUUUGGAACGUUCUCAUUAUGUUGCUUUAUAGAACCAAGGAUUCACCAAUUUAUUUUGUGGCUUAUGGAUUAUACACUUGGGGUAGAGACCAAAGUUGGUGGGCUGCAUUGUUGAUGAUUUCAACCAUUCCAUUGUUAUUUGAUAUCUUCAUUAAAGUGUUUAAGUUUAUGUUUAAACCAAACGAUGAUGAAUUAUUUAGAGUUUACGAGAGGGACAUUCAAUUAAGAAGAUAUUUUGAGCAAGCAGCCUAUAGUGAACUCCACCAAAGUUGGAAUUUCACCAAGGAACCUUCCACCACAGGUAAGUUUAUUGCCAGAGUUUUCAGAAAGAUUGGUAAAUCGAUUGGUAUCUCCCAGAAAGAACUUCGUGAUGAAAUUGAAGAAAUUAAUAGCGAGGAAGAAAACGAAGGUAUUCAAUCGGCAGUACAUAGAAAACGUGCCGGCACCAACCCUAUGCCCAAUGAGCUUCCCCCUAGCGGAGAAGGUACUGUUACUACAUCGAAUAGCUACACUGCACACCCUACAUUUGAUGAAGAAGGGUAUGAGAUUUUACCAAGUGGGAAGAGGGUUAAGAUUAAAAUCAAAACUGACGAUGAACCAAGUUGGACAACAAGUCUUACACAAGCGUUCAAAUGGGAUAAAUCUGAAGAAGAUGUCGAUGCUAUUAUUGACGAGAGAUUGAAAACCUUGCGAGAGGAGGAAGAGAGACGUGGUUUGCAUUGA
Molecule: messenger RNA, 4767 nt
Organism: Spathaspora passalidarum NRRL Y-27907
Lineage: Eukaryota; Fungi; Ascomycota; Pichiomycetes; Serinales; Debaryomycetaceae
Product: aminophospholipid-translocating P4-type ATPase
Exons: 1
Coding region: 1-4767 (1588 amino acids)
Biological process (GO): phospholipid translocation; endocytic recycling; intracellular protein transport
Cellular component (GO): plasma membrane
Molecular function (GO): ATP hydrolysis activity; ATP binding; magnesium ion binding
Source: RefSeq, a predicted model, not a curated record